This is a messenger RNA of Pocillopora meandrina, 1011 nucleotides long. NCBI's taxonomy places the organism in Eukaryota, Metazoa, Cnidaria, Anthozoa, Scleractinia, Pocilloporidae. The record is from the annotation of a GenBank genome assembly.
AUGUCCCAAGCAUACUCACUCAAACUGGUUAUUCCUCUCAGUAUUUUAUCAGUGAGCGUUAUAGUAACCAAUACACUUGUCUGCCUGUUGGUGUACAAGGUCAAAUCAAUGCGCAACUACACCAAUGGAUUUGUAGUAUCGCUCGCCAUUUCUGAUAUUGUGACAGGUGUUGCUAUCCUCAUCCAAUAUAACGCCAAGCUCCACGAAUGGUCUCGAGCAGCACUUAACGUCUUGUACGCUAUUGUGCUUUUCGUGGGGGCAUCAAAUCUCUGCGCAGUGACUUAUGACAGAUACUUGGCAAUUUUGCACCCAUUUUCAUACGCUGAAACGAUAGCGAAAGUUUUCAAAAUCGUCGUGCCAGUAAUUUGGAUCUUCUCGGUGGUGGUCGCAUGUAUACCGCUUACAUGGGAAGGAGGUACGACAAUUCUCCACACAAGAAUUUACAUCGUCCUCUCUCUCAUCAUUUGUAUAGCUCUACCUUACGUCCUAAUAGUCUGUGCAAAUUAUAAGAUCUUUCGAUUAGUGAGGCAAUGUGUGCGUCGUGAGCGAGAACUGAGCAUCUCUUCGCAUGCUUCGAAAGCGGAUACGAAAAAAAAAUGUACGCCAAGGAAGAUUUCCUCUGAAGCUAAAGUGGCGAGGGUCUUCGCUGUAGCAUCAUUUAUGUUUGUGUUGAGUUAUUUUCCAAGUUUAUUUUGGUCGGCAGCGAACGCCGUGGGCCAUAAAGAAGUGGUUCCUACGCUUUUACUGGACUUCUCGCCUUUCUGUGUGGUUUUUGGAUCUCUUGUUAAUCCUGUUUUGUACUCGUUCAUGAAACCGGAUUUUCGUAGAGCCCUGGAGAAAAUUCUUAGUGGAAAACGAGCCUAUCUGAACGCGAGAAGAUCUCAGAGGUCAUCAAUGCCAAGCAUUGGAGAAACAUACUCUACGCCAAUUGUUCCAAUGAAGACAAAGCAAACUCUAGUAGUCAAUGGUGUGUUGUGCAAAGGGAGCGAUCCUACCGAGAGCAAUGUCUAA